Messenger RNA from Brenthis ino (lesser marbled fritillary), 747 nucleotides. The record is from the annotation of a GenBank genome assembly. NCBI's taxonomy places the organism in Eukaryota, Metazoa, Arthropoda, Insecta, Lepidoptera, Nymphalidae.
AUGGCCUCAGAUGUUUUAGCAACUUCUGAAACUGGAAUUCGCGAGAACUUGUUUCAGGUAACAACAGCUAUCAAAUUUCUCUCGAACCCCAAUGUGCAAAGAUGUACUAUGGAAAGUAAAGAAAGAUUUCUUAGAAGCAAAGGUCUUUCUGAUCUAGAAAUACGCAAAGCGCUUGAGAAAUGUGGAGACCUACUAGAUGCUCCUUCACUGACUUCAGAACUGAUGAUGUUUCAUCAUUCAAGAAGGUCAUGGUUUAAAGAGAAGAUUGUGCCCUUGAUAAUGUAUGGUGGUUUCAUCUAUGGUUGCUACUGGCUUUAUAAGAAUUGCAUCAGACAUCUUAUAUUUGUCGAACAACCGAAACCAAAAACAACAGCAGAAUGUAUAGAUGAGCUCCGCAAAUCAUUAGACGUUAUGAACUCGAGCAUUGCUUCCCUGCGAGGGGACGUACAGUCUUCGUUGAAACGCAACGCGAUGAGAUCAGAAUUGGACAAUUUAAAGGCAGAUAUCGCAUCGGUUAAAGGCAUCUUGCUUAAUAGGAACCAGUUUCCCGCAUUAAAAACCCGUACAGAACCCCCAUCAAUACCGGCCUGGCAGCGUCAAUCAGAAGAAGCGACGUCCACAGAUCCCGUAGAAGAGAAGAAGAAGCCACACAGAAGUAGAAGUCAAAGGUCCGAGUCAGGUGGUUCCAACUCCAGUGAAGGAGAACAAGCUACAAAGAACAGUGAUAGCAGUUUGGAGAUCAUAACA